CCUCUCGCUUUCCGUAGCCCUCUGUUUUUACUAACGUCACGUGAGCCUGGGGAGACACGUGACGUACGGUGUGCGUGUUGCGUUGUGUGCGCGCGCCGAGGGACGUCUGUGAGUGAAAUGCACGCCGUGUCUACCGCGGCGGUUGCCAUGGAAACGGUGGAGGAAGACGCUGUACUCCGCUGUCGGAGGUGCAGGAUGUGUGUGGUGGACUCAUCCGAUCUGCUCCGGAUGUGCGCUGACGACGCCGACGCCACAGCCGAGUGCAACAUCUGGCACGUGAACGUGGAUCCGCUGCCCCGCUGGAUCCUGACCGCUGUGCAGCAGGCCGCCUGGACAAUGGGCAAGCUGCACUGCGGUCAUUGCGGGGCCCGCCUGGGGGGCUUCAGCUUCAUCACGCGUCCCUCGUGCCCCUGUGGCCGGACUCUCGCCGUGCACCUCUGCAAGAGUCGCGUGGACCGCGACCGCAGGUGUGUCCUCAGGGUGUCUCCGCCCAUGGCGGACGUGGACGAGCCCACCUGGGGCCCGCGCAGGACGACGCGCAGGUUAGAGGACGGGUCAGGACCCACGUCCGGUGCUUCGGACCCCCCCCCCGAUGCAGCCCUCCGCCAACCCACCGGAUUCCAUACGGGAGCUUGCGAGUCCCUGCAUUGGACCCCUCCCAAUGGCUGCGGCAGGAACGCAGAUGGCCUGCCCUCGGACCUGGAGCAGGACGAGGGUCCAAACCCUGCUUUGAGACAGAGGGUCCUGUGCCAGAGUGGCAUGCAGGAUGGGGACAGAGAAAGCAAGCGGGACAGGAACCGUCUCAAGAGCCUGAGGAGGAAGCAGCGACGGCGUGAGCGAUGGCUACAAAGUCAGCUGCAGGAGCACCGCCAGGCUGCUGCAGGCAAUCUGUCAAGCAGCGAGGACGAGGCCCUGCCCACCGGGGACGACAGGGAGGGGCUCACGUGCGCCGUGUGCCUCGACCUCUACUUCAGUCCGUACACGUGCCGCCCGUGCGGUCACGUGUUCUGCGAGCCGUGCCUGCGCACGCUGGCCAAGAACUGCCCCGCCAACACGCCGUGCCCGCUGUGCCGCACCACCAUCACGCACGUCUUCUUCCACAAAGAGCUCAACCACACGGCGAAGACGUGCUUCCCGAAGGAGUACGCGACCCGCAAGCAGAACUUCCAGAAGGCGAGCUGUGCCAAGUGGCCCCUGCCCAGCUGUCCCAAGAUCUUCCGCAUCUUUGGAGGGCUGCGGAGGCGCGGCAGCCCCACAGGGAGGCGCCAGUUUCCACACGGCGGCUACCGACUGGACGCGCUCGCCUUCCAGGAGGACUCGCGUGGGUGGCGCUUCGACAUGGACAUGGUCAUCGUCUACAUCUACUCUGUCAAUUGGGUCAUUGGCUUCUUCGUCUUCUGCUUCCUCUGCUACUUCUUCAUCUCCUCACUCUGAAGCUGACCCUUCUCCCGCUGAAGGCUACCAUUCGCCCGAGGGAGGACCCCACCUAGUGGUGGCCCUGCGAUUGACUGCGGGAGGAGGCUGCGGGUGCCGGUGCUCUGGAGCAGCACCGAGUCACCUGAAGGAGACACCAAAUAAAACGUGGACAGAUUUUAGUCCCUGAAGUCCAACAGAAAUGUGAGGUCUUCAGGGGGGUCCACUAGUGCUCCCGCCUGCUGUUGUGGUGACUCGGGGGUCAGUGAACGCGCUCUGGCAUGCGGAACCUGGCACACAGCCUCAUCUCUUCAGCCAGUAAAUCUGUGCUUUGUUUUUAUUGGUUUAUUUCAGAUACUGUAAAACCAGAGAGAGAAUAAAAACAGUGGAUAUCCU
This is a messenger RNA of Scleropages formosus (Asian bonytongue), 1809 nucleotides long. RefSeq names its product E3 ubiquitin-protein ligase RNF180-like. Gene Ontology annotation, cellular component: endoplasmic reticulum membrane. Gene Ontology annotation, molecular function: ubiquitin protein ligase activity; ubiquitin conjugating enzyme binding. Gene Ontology annotation, biological process: positive regulation of proteasomal ubiquitin-dependent protein catabolic process; protein polyubiquitination; norepinephrine metabolic process. Lineage: Eukaryota; Metazoa; Chordata; Actinopteri; Osteoglossiformes; Osteoglossidae. The record is from RefSeq and is a predicted model, not a curated record.